ACCUUUUCCCUCUCGAUCGAGCGGCCGAGGAGGAGGAGAGCCUCUCUGUCUCUGGCGAGGGGCGACUGGGCGAGCGCUUCGUCUAGACAGCCCAGCUGCGCAUUUGGAUGCAAAUUACGUGUGGAGGAUGGAGUAAAAUACUGAGCAAGGGAGAGGGAAGAGGAGACGGUCUUUUCUUUUCUUGAGCCGAGGAGGGGGAUCAGGUGGAGUGAGCGAGGGGGAGGUUUUGCCGCCGGCAAUGGAGAUGAAUCUCCGGGCGGAGAGCCCACUCUGCUCCCGGGGCCGCCCCGCCCUCGUCGUGCGCCCGGCCGCUGCAGCCACUGGCCUCGCGCUGUCUGUCGUAAGGUGCAGCAGAUUUACGAGAGGCGGGCUCGUUCGAUGCAUGGUAUCAAGUUCAGAUUAUCCCAAGAGGAAUCCGAGGAGGGCAUCGACUUCUAAGAGCAAGGGCGUUGCCUCUGGAGGGUAUGCUUCGAGACCUACUGCUGAAUCCAGUACGAAGAAGAUAGAACAGAGCAGGAACAAUGAAGGUGAUUUCAGCAGAGCCAAUGGGUCACUCUAUGGCGAGGCAGCAGAGCAGGCAAGUACUGCUGAAGAAUCGUCUCAGGUUUACAUGACAGGAGACAUUUUAAGUGGCGCAGAAAGGGACGGAGCUGGUACCGAAGAAGAGGCUGACCAAAAUCAAUCUUCAGCGUUGCCUUCCGCGUCCAUGGAUGAUGACUCAAUCGACCGGCAACUUGAUGAGUACCGUGGUAAAAUAAGUGCUCUAGUAAGUUCCAAACCUGAACCUUCGUCACUUGCAAGUGUUGCUGGACAAAACGAAUCAGUUGGCGGUUUUCACGGCCAGCACGAACCAAUAACUGGUUCUGAGGAACAUGGCAGUUCAAUUGUUGAUGCACCAACAAAAGGCAGGCUAUUUGCUGAGGCCGUUGUGGGUCAUAAGGAUUUUACUGAAUCAGCAGCAGGAAAGGCAAGCAGCGAGAAUGAGGAAGGGCAAGCUGUCUCGUUAGAAGAUGAUGUCGGGAUAAGUACAGACGCAGAUGAAGAGCUUCCGGUAUCUGAAGAUGAUCCAGAAGUGCUACUGAGGAGGCUUCAAGAGCUUGCUGAUGAGAAUUAUUCGACUGGGAACAACUGUUUUGUUUUCCCUGAAGUAGUGAAGGCUGAUUCGAUGAUUGAUCUUUACUUAAACCGCAGCAUGUCGGCCUUAGCUAGUGAGUCCGACGUUUUUGUAAAAGGAGCAUUCAAUGGUUGGAGAUGGAACCGUUUCACUGAAACAAUGCAUAGAAGCGAAUUAAGAGGGGAUUGGUGGUGCUGCAAGCUCUACAUUCCCAAGCAGGCAUACAGACUAGACUUUGUAUUCUUUAACGGUGACACUGUCUAUGAAAAUAACAAUCACAACGAUUUUUUCCUGGAAAUAGAAAGUGACAUAGAUGAACACUCAUUUGAGGACUUCUUGGUUGAAGAAAAGCGAAAGGAACUCGAGAGGCUUGCUGCAGAAGAAGCUGAAAGGAAAAGACAAGCUGAGGAGCGGCACAGGAGAGAGGAAGAAAGGGCCGCGAUGGAAGCUGACAGGGCACAAGCAAGGUCUGAGGUCGAGAUGAAGAAAGAGAAAUUGCGCCAGAUGUUGAGUUCGGCUAGCAGAUAUGCUGAGAACUUAUGGUACAUAGAACCUAACACCUACAGAGGAGGAGACAGAGUUAGAUUGUACUAUAAUAGAAGCUCGAGAUCACUAAUGCAUAACACUGAGAUUUGGAUGCAUGGAGGUUAUAACAACUGGAUUGAUGGACUCUCAAUAGCUGAAAGACUUGUCAAAUCUCAUGAAAAGGAAGGCGAUUGGUGGUAUGUAGAAGUUACAUUACCUGAAAGGGCAUUGGUGUUGGAUUGGGUUUUUGCUGAUGGACCACCUGGGAAUGCAUGGAAUUAUGAUAACAAUGGAAGGCAGGAUUUUCAUGCCAUCGUUCCUAAUAACAUAUCGGAUGAUAUCUUUUGGGUGGAAGAAGAACAUAGGAUCUUUACAAGGCUUCAACAAGAGAGAAGAGAAAGGGAGAGUGCCGAAAGAAUAAAGGCUGAGAGAUCUGCAAAAAUGAAGGCUGAGAUGAAGGAAAAGACUAUGAGAGCGUUUCUGCUCUCACAAAAACAUAUUGUGUAUACUGAGCCACUCGAAGUACGUGCAGGAACCACUGUGGACGUUCUUUAUAAUCCUUCUAACACAGUGCUGAAUGGAAAGUCAGAGGUUUGGUUCAGAGGUUCCUUUAACCGUUGGACUCAUCCAAGUGGUCCCUUACCACCACAGAAGAUGGUAAAGGCUGAGAAUAGUUCACACUUACGAACAACAGUCAGUGUUCCCCUGGAUGCAUAUAUGAUGGACUUUGUUUUCUCUGAGUCGGAAGAAGGUGGAAGAUAUGACAAUAGGAAUGGGAUGGAUUAUCAUAUUCCUGUGUCUGAUUCGGUUGCAAGGGAACCUCCAAUGCAUAUUGUGCACAUUGCAGUGGAAAUGGCUCCUAUCGCAAAGGUUGGAGGCCUUGGUGAUGUUGUUACAAGCCUUUCACGAGCUGUUCAGGAUUUAGGCCAUAAAGUUGAGGUUAUUCUGCCGAAGUAUGAUUGUUUAAUCCUAAGCAGUGUGAAGGAUUUACACUACCAACAAAGUUUUGCUUCGGGUGGCACAGAGGUAAAAGUAUGGUUUGGAAAGGUUGAAGAUCUGCCAGUUUACUUCUUGGAACCACAAAAUGGCAUGUUUUGGGUUGGAUGUGUCUAUGGGAAGAAUGAUGAGAGUAGAUUUGGCUUCUUCUGUCAUUCUGCUCUGGAGUUUCUGCUCCAAAAAGGAUCUUCUCCUGAUAUCAUACAUUGUCAUGACUGGUCAAGUGCUCCCGUUGCUUGGCUAUACAAGGAACAGUAUGCUCUUAAUGGGAUGGGAAAUGGUCGGAUUGUAUUUACCAUCCACAAUCUUGAGUUUGGAGCGCAUCACAUUGGCAAGGCAAUGGCACAUUGUGACAAGGCUACAACUGUCUCUGAUACAUAUUCAAAGGAAGUGGCUGGACACGGAGCUAUUGCACCUCACUACUAUAAAUUCCAUGGAAUUCGAAAUGGAAUUGAUCCUGACAUUUGGGAUCCAUAUACUGACAGAUUUAUUCCGGUUCAUUAUACAUCAGAGAAUGUUCUUGAGGGCAAGAGUGCUGCAAAAAAGGCAUUGCAGCAGAUGCUUGGAUUACAGCAAACUGAUAGCCCUGUUGUUGGAAUCAUCACUCGUCUAACAGUGCAGAAGGGAAUCCACCUUAUCAAACAUGCAAUGCAUCGAGCUCUUGAACGCAAUGGGCAGGUGGUUUUACUGGGUUCUGCACCAGAUCAUCGCAUACAAGGUGACUUUACAAAUUUAGCCAGUAAGCUGCAUGGUGAAUACCAUGGCCGGGUGAAGCUAUGUUUAACCUAUGACGAGCCACUGUCACAUUUGAUAUAUGCUGGCGCAGACUUCAUUCUUGUUCCUUCCAUCUUCGAACCUUGUGGUUUAACACAGCUUAUUGCUAUGCGCUACGGAUCCAUCCCGAUUGUUCGGAAAACUGGAGGCCUGUACGACACCGUCUUUGACGUCGACGAUGAUAAGGAUCGGGCUCAAGCACAAGGCCUCGAGCCAAAUGGAUUCAGUUUCGAAGGAGCUGAUAGCAGUGGCGUAGAUUAUGCUCUCGACAGAGCUAUAACCGCGUUUUAUGAUGCCCGCGACUGGUUCAACUCCCUUAGCAAGAGGGUAAUGGAGCAAGAUUGGUCAUGGAAUAGACCUGCACUAGACUACAUGGAGUUGUACCAUUCUGCUCGCAAAAACUGAUACAUAUUAUCACAAGAGAAAACAGGCUCAGUUUGCCCAGUUUAUGAGCAUCUCAGCCUCUCAGGCCUCUGUGCAAAUUCAAUUUGCACACUGGGAAGAAAAAGAGUACUGAUUGGCCUUGUGGUUGUGCAUGACCGCCGUCCAAGGUCCAACGAUGCAACACAGAGUGUAUAGUUAGAGAAUGUCACCCGUUGUACGUUACUGCCGUUACAUGCAUGUGUAUACACAUCAGGUAGUUUGCAAAACAA
Zea mays is the source of this 4062-nucleotide messenger RNA. RefSeq names its product starch synthase IIIb-1 precursor. Gene Ontology annotation, molecular function: alpha-1,4-glucan glucosyltransferase (UDP-glucose donor) activity; starch binding. NCBI's taxonomy places the organism in Eukaryota, Viridiplantae, Streptophyta, Magnoliopsida, Poales, Poaceae. The transcript has 16 exons. The record is from RefSeq and is marked validated. Bases 239 to 3814 code for a protein of 1191 amino acids.